This is a messenger RNA of Cicer arietinum (chickpea), 1430 nucleotides long. RefSeq names its product N6-mAMP deaminase. The record is from RefSeq and is a predicted model, not a curated record. Lineage: Eukaryota; Viridiplantae; Streptophyta; Magnoliopsida; Fabales; Fabaceae. Gene Ontology annotation, biological process: inosine biosynthetic process; adenosine catabolic process. Gene Ontology annotation, molecular function: adenosine deaminase activity.
AUUGGAUUUAGUGAUUUAAAUAUCCGUGAAAAUGUAUGUCUGACUUAUAUAGACAAACGAGCAAGCGAACAGAAAAACAAAAAAAUUCAUUGUGUUGUUUGUUUUAGUCAACAAUAUAAUAACAACAAGUAAGGAGCAGAGGCAGAGAAAAUGGAAGAGUGGUGUGUGUCAAUGCCAAAGAUUGAACUGCAUGCUCAUCUCAAUGGAUCCAUCAGACUCACUACACUCUUAGAACUUGCCAAGGCUUUGACUGAAAAUCAAAAGGGUGCCGUCAAUAUCUCUCAAGUGGAACAUGUUAUCAUGAAACAUGAUCUUUCACUGACAGAAGUAUUCCAACUGUUUGAUCUAAUUCACAAUGUCAUUACUGAUCAUAAUACUGUUACAAGGAUUACAAAAGAGGUCAUUGAGGAUUUUGCAUCAGAUAAUGUUGUCUAUUUGGAAUUGAGGACUACUCCAAAGAGAAAUGAUUCGAUAGGAAUGAGCAAACGCUCUUAUGUUGAUGCUGUAAUGGAAGGUCUGAGAUCAGUUAGCUCAGUUGAUGUUGAUUUCAUUCCAAACACUCAAGAUUCUACAUCUCUUUCCAAUCUUCCUAUCAUUACCAAUGAAAAUUCUAGAAAAAUAAUCAUUGUUAGGCUUAUCUUAAGCAUCGACCGCAGAGAGACAACAGAAGCAGCUAUGGAAACUGUCAAACUUGCACUUGAAAUGAGACAUUUAGGUGUAGUUGGAAUUGAUCUCUCUGGAAAUCCAAAAACUGGUGAAUGGACUACAUAUUUACCAGCACUGAAAUUCGCUCGAGAACAAGGUCUUUCUGUAACGCUUCAUUGUGGAGAGAUACGUAAUUCGAAGGAGAUAAAAAACAUGCUUGAAUUUCAUCCCCAAAGGAUUGGACAUGCUUGUUUCUUUGAGGAUGAGCAUUGGAUAAAGUUGAAGUCUUCUAAGAUUCCGGUUGAAAUUUGUUUGACAUCAAACAUUAGGACAUUCUCUGUAGCAUCUAUAGAAGUUCACCAUUUUGCUUGUUUGUAUAAAGCAAAACAUCCUUUAGUCCUAUGUACUGAUGACACAGGUGUAUUCUCAACAAGGCUCUCCAAGGAAUACAAACUUGCUGCAAAUUCAUUUGGGCUUGGAAGGUGGGAAAUGCUUGAACUAUCAAGAAAUGCUGUGGAAUAUAUAUUUGCAGAUAAUGGAGUGAAGAAUGAUUUAAGAAUUUUUUUCAAUUCAGUAGCAAACAAUAUGGAAGUAUAAGUAGAAUUCCAUCUAAGAAAAUAUUUUUGUUUAGUUCAUAUUGAUGACUAUGUGUCAAGUAUUACAAUAAUCGACAAUUGGACACAUGUUAUUAUAGCUUUAUUUUUAAUAGAAAAUAUUAUAAUUAAUGUUAACAAUAUUUGCACUUUUAAUUUUACAAGAUGUCACAUAAAAAAAGUGAUUGAGGA